Hypomesus transpacificus is the source of this 507-nucleotide messenger RNA. Its product is annotated as 40S ribosomal protein S26. Gene Ontology annotation, cellular component: ribosome; cytosolic small ribosomal subunit. NCBI's taxonomy places the organism in Eukaryota, Metazoa, Chordata, Actinopteri, Osmeriformes, Osmeridae. Bases 83 to 430 code for a protein of 115 amino acids. Gene Ontology annotation, molecular function: mRNA binding; structural constituent of ribosome. Gene Ontology annotation, biological process: translation. The transcript is spliced from 4 exons. The record is from RefSeq and is a predicted model, not a curated record.
UUUUGAACGUAGAGCGUUCACCAUUGAUUAUAGUUCUGCCUGCACUACCUUUUCCGGUCCUCUUUCCAACCUCCUGUCCAACAUGACUAAGAAGAGAAGGAAUAACGGACGUGCCAAGAAAGGGCGUGGGCAUGUGCAGCCUAUCCGCUGCACCAACUGUGCCCGGUGUGUACCAAAAGACAAGGCCAUCAAGAAGUUUGUCAUCAGAAACAUUGUUGAAGCUGCAGCUGUCCGGGAUAUCUCUGAGGCGAGCGUGUUUGACUCCUACGUCUUGCCCAAGUUGUAUGUGAAGCUGCACUACUGCGUGAGCUGUGCCAUUCAUAGCAAGGUGGUGAGAAACCGCUCUUGUGAAGCCAGGAAGGACCGCACUCCACCCCCCAGGUUCAGGCCAAGUGGUGGUCCACCCAGAGCUCCUCCAAAACCCAUGUGAGGCAGAUGUCUCGAAGAGGUUGUGACCCUGUGUGGGGGGAGGGAGAAAAAAAUCAAAUAAAUAACAUCUUUACUAAA